Molecule: messenger RNA, 1285 nt
Organism: Brienomyrus brachyistius
Lineage: Eukaryota; Metazoa; Chordata; Actinopteri; Osteoglossiformes; Mormyridae
Product: LIM domain-binding protein 2-like
Exons: 9
Coding region: 76-1251 (391 amino acids)
Biological process (GO): nervous system development; negative regulation of transcription by RNA polymerase II; positive regulation of transcription by RNA polymerase II
Cellular component (GO): nucleus; transcription regulator complex
Molecular function (GO): LIM domain binding
Source: RefSeq, a predicted model, not a curated record
UCCGGAGCAUCGCGGUCCAUGUGCGCGGCGCGGAUGCUGAGACUGCGCCGCAUCUCCUGAACCGCCACCGGCAGCAUGUCCACCAUGUCCAGCGCCCCUCACGACCCCUUCUACUCGUCCCCGUUUGGACCUUUCUACAGGAGACACUCUCCCUACGUGGUGCAGCCCGAGUACCGCAUCUAUGAGAUGAACAAGCGGCUCCAGUCCCGCACCGAGGAAAGUGACAGCCUUUGGUGGGACGCCUUUUCCACGGAGUUCUUCGAGGAUGACGCCACAUUGACACUGUCAUUCUGCCUGGAAGAUGGACCAAAGAGAUACACCAUCGGAAGGACGCUGAUCCCUCGCUAUUUCAGCACGGUGUUCGAGGGCGGCGUCACCGACCUGCACUACGUCCUCAAACACUCGAAGGAGUCCUUCCACAACUCGUGCAUCACAGUGGACUGCGAUCACUGCACCAUGGUCACUCAGCACGGCAAGCCCACGUUCACCAAGGUCUGCACAGAAGGGCGUUUGAUGCUCGAAUUCGCCUUUGAUGACCUCAUGAGAAUCAAGACCUGGCAUUUCACAGUGAGGCAGUUCAGAGAGCUACUCCCCCGUAGCAUAUUGGCCAUGCAUGCACAAGACUCUCAGGUUCUGGAGCAAUUGUCGACAAACAUCACCAGGAUGGGCCUGACGAACCUCACCCUCAACUACCUCAGGUUGUGCGUCAUCCUGGAGCCCAUGCAGGAGCUGAUGUCCAGGCAUAAAACCUACAACCUCAGCCCACGGGACUGCCUGAAGACCUGCCUGUUCCAGAAGUGGCAAAGGAUGGUGGCCCCACCAGCGGGACAUCCACAGAACUUCAAAACGGAGAUUUUCCCCACGAAUAACAAAAAAGCAGCCGAGCCGACGAGACAGACGACGACGAAGCGGCGGAAAAGAAAGAACUCGGCAAGCAACGCGUCCAAUAACAGCGCGGGGCAAGGCGGCGGCAAGAAGCGCAGCCCAGCGGCCGGAUUCAGCCUGUCCAGCCAGGUACCUGACGUGAUGGUGGUCGGGGAACCGACACUGAUGGGCGGCGAGUUCGGGGACGAGGACGAGCGGCUCAUCACACGUCUGGAAAACACACAGUAUGACGCCACCAACGGCAUCGAUGACGAGGACGACUUUAAUGGCUCGCCGGCCCUGGGAAAUAACAGCCAGUGGAACAGCAAGCCUCCUAACAGCCAGGACACCAAAGCAGAGGUCACAGUGCCGCCACCUGCACAAUAAUGUGGUUUCACCACUAGGGCGGCGCUCUCUGACC